AUGGUCAGGCAGCUGAAGAUGAAGCUGACAACAAACAUACACAAGGGAAAUCAAACAAUCAUCAUGGAAUUCAUCCUUCUGGGAUUUGGGGAUCUCUCUCAACUUCAUAGUCUUCUCUUCCUGCUGUUCCUAGUGAUUUAUAUUGAGCCCGUGGCCAGGAACAUCCUCAUCAUUGCACUAGUUGUGACUGAUCAGCACCUUCACACUCCCAUGUACUUCUUCCUGGGGAACUUGUCCUGCUUGGAGACCUGCUACACCUCCACCAUCCUGCCCAGGGUGCUGGCCAGUCUCCCGACUGGGGACAAGUCUAUUUCUGUUAUGGGCUGCAUCACUCAAUGUUAUUUCUUUGCUUCUCUGGCAAUGACAGAGUGUUUGCUUUUAUCUGUGAUGUCCUAUGAUCGCUAUUUAGCAAUAUGCAAACCUCUGCAUUACUCAGCACUUAUGAGUGACAGGUUGUGCCUCCAGCUAGUGUUAGGGAUGUGGAUAGGUGGAUUUUUGUCUCUUGCUAUCUUUGCAUUUAUGGUGUCACAAUUAAGAUUCUGUGGCUCCAAUGAAGUUGACCAUUUCUUUUGUGAUUUUCGUCCAAUAAUAAAACUCUCCUGCACUGACACCCACAUGGUAGAAUUUUCCAGUUUCAUAUCUACUUCCAUAUUCACCGUGCCUCCAUUUGUAUUGACAGUGGCAUCCUAUGUUUGUAUCAUCUCCAGCAUCCUGAGAAUCCCUUCCAUCACUGGGAGGCAAAAGACCUUUUCCACCUGCUCCUCUCACCUCAUUGUGGUGACAAUUUUCUAUGGGACUAUAGUCAUUGUGUCUCUGUUAUCAGAUUCUGAUGCACUGAGGGACUUGAACAAAGUGUUCUCUGUCUUUUAUCGUGUCCGCACCCCAUUGGUCAAUCCCUUCAUAUACAGCCUGAGAAACCAGGAGGCGAGGGAAGCCUUAAGAAAAGCUGUUGUUAGAUUUUUUUCUUUCACAAGAAUACAGAUAUUUUAA
Molecule: messenger RNA, 990 nt
Organism: Chelonoidis abingdonii (Abingdon island giant tortoise)
Lineage: Eukaryota; Metazoa; Chordata; Testudines; Testudinidae
Source: RefSeq, a predicted model, not a curated record